Messenger RNA from Spirodela intermedia, 1917 nucleotides. The record is from the annotation of a GenBank genome assembly. Lineage: Eukaryota; Viridiplantae; Streptophyta; Magnoliopsida; Alismatales; Araceae.
AUGGAUGGCCUCGGCUGGAACCCCGCCCUUGGCAGCGGCAAGUCCAGCGCCGGCGGCGGGAAGAUUCCCCUCCAGAAGGACUUCUCCCGGAGGUCCGAGGCCGCUUCCUCCGGCGGGGGUGCGGCGACGGCGCCGCCGUCGUCCCGGAAAAACCGCGUCUGGAGCGCGCUGGCGGCGAUCGGCGGCUGCUUCUCCCCGCCGGAGACGGAAUUGGAGGGAACGAGCCGCAACUACUCCGGCUUCUUCAAGACUUCUCACAGCGGUCUGUCUCCCUCCUCCUGCCGAGAUUAGGGUCCUUGGUUGCCCGCCUCAUCCACUUCCUUGUUUUGGUGCAGAGACGACCAGCAGCGCCGCCGGCAGCACCGCCGGCAGCGAGAGGCGGCUGUCCCGGAGGGCAAUAUUUCAGGACGCCAACGCCGCCACGAAGACGGCGCCCGGCGGCCGGCAGUUUUCCAUGGCGGAGAUCUACAGGGCGACCAAGAACUUCUCCCCCGCCUGCAAGAUAGGGCAAGGCGGGUUCGGGACGGUGUACAGGGGGACGCUCGCCGACGGCACCCUGGUGGCCAUUAAACGCGCGAAGAAGGUGAGAGGAAGAUCCUCUUCCUUCUCCCCCCACAUCUUGCAGAGAAUCAGAGGAGGGCCGUGAGACUGACCUAGGCUUCUUCUUUUUCUUCUUCUCGCAGAGCAUCCACGACAAGCACCUGGGGGUGGAAUUCAAGAGCGAGAUCCAGAUCCUGGCCUGCAUCGAGCACCUGAACCUGGUCAGAUUCUACGGAUACCUGGAGCACGAGGACGAGAGGGUCGUCGUCAUCGAGUAUGUCCCCAACGGGACCCUCCGCGAGCAUCUCGACGGUAAGUUCCCCCCCUCCUUCUCCCUCCAUCGCCGCCGCUCUGGUUCCGGCCCGGCAUCUUCUCCGUCCCCCAUUUCCCAAUCCACCACCACGAGAGAAUACUUCAGAUCCUCUGGUUAAGAUAUAGAUAGACAGACGGAUCUCCUCUGCUCGUCGUCGAAUUGGCCUCGAAUUGAUCUGCUUCUUCCAUGGCGACCGCCGCAGGCCUGCGGGGUGACUUUCUCGAUCUCACCUCCCGGCUGGACAUCGCUAUCGACGUCGCACACGCCGUCACCUACCUCCAUAUGUACGCCGGUAGGCCGCUUUCUCUCUCUCUCUCUCUCUCUCUCUCCUCCGCCGAUGACGAGCUUUUGAUCAUCCUCUUCCUCCAUCCUUUUUUCCUGCAAGACGACCCGAUCAUCCACAGAGACAUCAAAUCCUCGAACAUCCUCCUUACAGACAACCUGCGAGCGAAGGUGGCCGACUUCGGCUUCGCCCGCAUGACCCCCGUCGACGCCGGCGUCACCCACAUCUCGACGCAGGUCAAAGGCACCGCCGGCUACCUCGACCCGGAGUACCUCCGGACCUACCAGCUCACCGAGAAGAGCGACGUCUACUCCUUUGGCGUCCUGCUGGUGGAGCUCAUGACCGGGAGGAGGCCCAUCGAGACGAAGAGGGAGAUCAGAGAGCGGAUUACUUCCAACUGGGUCAGCCCCCAUCUCAUCUCCUCCAAUUCUUCUUCUUCUUUCUCUCUCUCUCUCUGAAGAAGAAGAAGAAAAGGGCUGCUAAAUAAAAGAGAAAUCUUUAUGGGUUGUAGGCGAUUAAGAGGUUUGCGGAGGGGAACGUGCUGAAGGUGCUGGAUCCGCACCUGUCGCCGACGCCGGCGACGAGCUUCGCGCUGGAGAAGGUCUUCGAGCUCGCGGUGCAGUGCCUCGCCCCGACCAGGCACGACAGGCCCCCCAUGAGGAAAUGCGCAGAGGUCCUCUGGGCCAUCCGCAAGGAUUACCGGAGCAUCUCCACCAUGGAACAACCCCGCCUCCUCUCCCACCCCGACAGGAACACUUCCUACCGAGAUGGCAGGACCUGA